Messenger RNA from Saccharomyces kudriavzevii IFO 1802, 2082 nucleotides. RefSeq names its product Tel2p (gene TEL2). Gene Ontology annotation, cellular component: cytosol. Gene Ontology annotation, molecular function: Hsp90 protein binding; telomeric repeat DNA binding. The record is from RefSeq and is a predicted model, not a curated record. The transcript has a single exon. Lineage: Eukaryota; Fungi; Ascomycota; Saccharomycetes; Saccharomycetales; Saccharomycetaceae. Gene Ontology annotation, biological process: telomere maintenance via telomerase; protein stabilization. The coding region runs from base 1 to 2082 and encodes 693 amino acids.
AUGAAUUUGGAGACACUGAAACAGGGAGCUCACACUACCCAAAUCCAUGAAACCUUAAUACAGUUGGAUACCUGUCGCGAUGAGCCAGUAGACCUCGAGAUCUCGAUGGUCCUUAUCAAGUUUGUUCUUCCGGUGUAUCCAUCGCUACCGGAAAAGACGAAGGUCAUCCUAAGACGUCUAGUGUCCAAGUCGUUCACGUUUUUAGCUCAUCUGGUAACUUUCUCCGCAACACUAUAUGAACAUGAUGAGUUGAGAGAAAUACGCAUAUACCAAGAGUUUUUAGAAGGCGUUAUUAGUCUCGAACCGGGAUGUUUAAAUUUUUAUCUAAAGACAAGUGCUGACAGAAGCGUGGACCGUAGUAGUGUCAAGGCCUUCUUCUUCGGGAGCAAGAUAUUCAAUUCAUUGGCCAGCCGGGUUGAUAUAGCGAAAUACUUAGAAUACCUACGAAUUCAGUGGAAGUUUAUCCUUGAAAAUAAUGAGAUAGUUAAAAUUAAUACGCCUGGAUUCCUAGGUGAAUGGCUAGUAUCAACAAUUCUGCUCAGCCCUGCGCUGGCAGCAGAUAUACUAUUUGGUGAGUUAUUCUUAUUGAAAGAGUCAUAUUUCUCUUCACUUCAAAAAAUAGUAUCAGCUAGCAGUCCCUUAGACCAAAGGAGGCUAAUUUGUAAGUUUUUAGUACCAUACAUUCAAGUUCACUUGACUGUAGACAAUUUGAAUGAUGUUAGGAAGAUUUUAAGGCGGUUCAAUCUCAAUAAAAUCAUGAGUCCAUCCGUAUUGUUGGAAAUUCAGUCUCUUUCUUUAAGGGAGAUUAUAAUCAGUUUGCUGAACAAUCGUUCUUCUACAAAGCUUGCCAGUGCUUUGAUUAAUAAAUUUGAAGAUUUCGCGGAUGAUGAUGGUGACGAUGUGGAUACAAAAACUUGCGAAUUACUCGUGCUUCUUAUAGUACAUAACCUGAGCAAGACCCAGAAGGAAGGAAUAUCACAUAGCGAGCAAUUUCUAAAUGGUGUGACUAAACACUUAACCAGUAAUCAACGUGAGGCCAGGGAGCGGGCAAUGUUUAUUGCCAAGCUUUUAUCAGAUGGUGAACUUAAGUAUGAGAGUGAUUUUAAAAUUCGUAUACCGAACUUAAAGUUCGAAAGCAAUAGUGAGAAUGAAGCCAUCAAUUUUCAAUCCUUGAGAAGUUCACCUGGAUCCAAUAUCCGAACGGUUGCCCGUAAUAAUGAAAUUGUGGAAGUUUCAGAUCAUGUCCAAACCCUUUCAUUGGACCGUGACGAUAGCGAUGAUGAUGACGAAGAAGAGGGGCAUGUUAUGCGGAUUGUAUUUUUGAAAGAUUUAAUGAAAGAGUACGAACAAAGCGGUGAAUCUCGAAAAUCCCCGUUAAUACCACUUUUAAAGCAAACGGUAAAGCUGAUGCGACAAAAGAUGGAUUUCCCAUUAGAGGUUGGUUAUUAUGCUCAAGCCAUCAUGUCAAGCAUAACGUGUUUGAAUAAUGAAUUCGAUGAAUCCCCCUUCGAACAGUGGAGAAUCAAUGCCUUAGUAAGCAUACUAGUCAUUCUUCCAGAAAAGGUUACGGACGCAAUAACUAUUCUAUUCAACUCAGAAUUGUCAUUGCAACAAAGGAUGUCGUUAUUAUCUGCGUUAGGUCUUUCUGCAAGAGAGUUGAGGGGUUUUGACGAUCCAACCAUCGUUAAACCUAAGUUCGAUUUUCCUACAAGCCGUCUACCGUGGGAUAGCCAAAAUUAUGACAGUGCAAAACCUGUUGAAAUUCAAGAAUCAUCAGCGCUUAUGAGGGAGACGAAAAUGGUGUGGAAGUCCAAAAAACUGGAUGGGGGUCAAGAAAAGGAAACGCAAAACCGGUUUAAAAAGCACGCCAAUCUAUUUUUUUAUCCAUUGGCACACGGAUGGUUGAAUGGAAUCGACGUAGGAACAUAUAACCAGCUUUUCAAGUCGCAUUAUUUGACCACACUGCGCAUCGUAUACUCUUGUGCCAAUCCGGCCCAUGAUUUUGAAGUGAUGACACAAUUGAUGGAUCAAGUCAUUAGUUCAGCAAUAGAAGAGGGAAUUCCUCUAGACUAUAGUCAAUAG